This is a messenger RNA of Rotaria sp. Silwood1, 477 nucleotides long. The record is from the annotation of a GenBank genome assembly. Lineage: Eukaryota; Metazoa; Rotifera; Eurotatoria; Philodinida; Philodinidae.
AUGAUUAGAGCAAUUCAACUAAUUGUUGAUCAAUCAGUCAAUAUUGUUCAAGAUGUAAAAUAUCGAUUAAAACAACAUGUUGAUUCACAAUUUAAUUUAAUUGUACCAACUGAACAAAUACAUUUUGGUUGUGGUUAUAUUUCAUUUAUAGGUGAAAGAUUUAAAAUAGGAAAUCCAUCAUUAGAUUCAAUAUCUAUUCUUGGCUGCAAUAUUAAUCCAUCAGAUAAUAAUACCGGAUUUUAUAUAACUCCAAUACGUAAUGCAAUGUGUGCAUUUAAUCCUCAACAUGCACAGGGUAUGACACAUGCAUUACGACAUGCAAGUGAGUUAGGAAAGAUGUUUGACGAACAGUGUCAUAAAUUAGAAGACAUAUCUUAUAUUUUUAGUCAACGUGUUUCAGCCAUUAUGGAAGAAUGUUGGCUUGCUUCAACAAUAAGUGAUUGGAAAACACCAACAUUAAAAAUCAUAAAAAAUUGA